AUGAGCGCCAUCACCCUGCACCUGCCUGCUAGUCAGAGGUCCCAGCCUCUGUUCAAAGAACAAAGAAGACAAAAACUUGAGGAAUAUCUUGCAAAGAAAAAAGCCAUUUCUGGCUUAAAAUUACAGGAAAAACAGAUAACCAGCAAUAGUAACUGUAAUAGAAAGGCAUCUGGAGACACAAUCCAAAAGGUACCAAAAGCUCUGAAGCUUACUAGCACCAAAAUGGAUGAUAAAGAAAAUGCUAAUCGGCCCAUAUGGAGAAAAAUUAUUCCAACAGUAGAAAGAAAUGGUGCUCCUUUAAAAUCUACCAAUUUAUUGACAAAUUCAGCUAUAGAUAUUGAUGCAUGUUAUCCUAAGAACUAUGAUCAAAUUAUACAAGUGCCAUCAAAUGAAGAUGACCCUAAAAUUCGCAGUAUCUCACUUAGCCAAACCUUUCGCCUUCAAAGAAAUAAUAAUGAAAAACAACUCAUUGCAGAGAAGUUGAAGCAAGAUACUGCGUUGCUAAAGAAACCAGUCCUUGGUUCUUAUCGUGGUAGAGUUGUCCAAUCUAAAGUUAACUCAUUUCGAAAGCCAUCAACAGUUACAGAUGAAAGUUCUAUGACAAGUAAGAAAACUUCAAAUACUAUUCUUAAAACAAGGCCUCAGUCUGUAAGUAGCAGCAACUUACCUGUGAAAGGUUGUCAAAUAACAAGUUGUCAAAUAACAAGUGUUUCCACUAAAUCCGAUAGCACUGCUACUUCCCAGAACAAAACAACUUUUCAGCGUUAUGGGAAAAAGCAAGUUGACUUUAUCCAGAACAAGGAGAAAGAAGCCAUUGUUAGAACCUCUGCCAAUGUUACUAUCCGAAAAGAGCCUAAUAAAAAGAUAAUACCUCUAUCAAAGCCAGUACUAUCAAAUGUCAAGACAAAUCUGAAUUCUGGUAAAAAAGAAAAUGAAGCUCAAUCAAAAUGUAAGACAUUUGGAGCUGCAACCACUCGUGUUUCUGAAGCCAAACCUGCUUCAUCUUUCAGUACCAAAUUCAGGGAAGAUUCCAAAAUUGUUGAUAAGAGAAGAUACACUUUAGCAAAAGCACCAAUCAGUACAGGAAGAACUACCUUAACCAAAGAAUCAGCAGAAGAGAGAAGAGCUCGUCUGGUUGAAUGGCAAAAUGACAAAAGAAGAGUAAUUAAAAGAUCAUCUACAAUUGGUCUCUCGGUUCCACCUGCUGCACCUGCUGCACCUGCUCCACCCAACAUGGAAUUACCAAAAGAAAAACCAGUUGAAUCUUUCUGGACCACCAUCGCAGAAGAAGAUGAGCAAAGAUUAUUCACUGAUAAAGUUAACAAAAUAUUUUCUGAAUAUUUGAACUUAAUUAAUAAGGGAUGUCCACGAGAAGAAGUACUUUUAACACUGAAAGAGCUCAUUGUAAAAAUUCCAGAUGCCAAGAAACUUGUUAAGUAUUGGGUAUGCCUUGCACGCCUUGAACCAGUUACAAGCCCUAUUGAAAAUAUCAUAGCAAUAUAUGAAGAAGCCAUUCUUGCUGGGGCUCAGCCUAUGGAAGAAAUGCGACAUGCACUUGCAGAUAUUCUAACAAUGAAGAGUCAAGUGAAGAGCAAUGAUGGGGAGAAUGAUGAUGAGGUUUGUUCGGCUAAUGAAGAGGUCAAAAAAUUAUGUGAUGAAGUUAUAAAUCAGGAUAAAGUUGAUGUAGAUGGGACAUCAACAGAGGAAAAUUCAGAAUCAAAAGAUAUAGAUAAAACAAGGAAUGUAAAACUACAGGUGUUCGAAAGAGAGCAAGAGGAAAAAGCAGAAGAUUCAACAAGUGUUUUAGGGACUCCUGAUAAGGAAACCAGUGGGUCUUAUGUCAUUAAAUAUAAUGUGUCAACUACUCCAUACUUGCAAAGUGUGAAAAAGAAGAUGAAUUUUGAUGAAAAUAGUGCUUCGUUUAAGGAUUUGAAGUUUCUGACACCAGUGAGGCGUUCUCGACGUCUUCAGGAAAAGUUUUGUAAAUUACCAGAUAUGUUAAAAGACCAUUAUCCCUGUGUUUCUUCACUGGAACAAUUAGCAGAACUGGGAAGUGAAACCAGUGCUUAUAUAUGCCGUCCAAAUACUGCAUUAUGUACAACUUCCCUUGAAGAAGAAAUAGAACAGACAGAAAUGAAACUUUAA
Messenger RNA from Gracilinanus agilis (Agile Gracile Mouse Opossum), 2145 nucleotides. It is a transcript of the gene CKAP2, whose product is annotated as cytoskeleton associated protein 2. Bases 1 to 2145 code for a protein of 714 amino acids. The transcript is spliced from 10 exons. Gene Ontology annotation, cellular component: microtubule cytoskeleton. Gene Ontology annotation, biological process: negative regulation of microtubule depolymerization. The record is from RefSeq and is a predicted model, not a curated record. NCBI's taxonomy places the organism in Eukaryota, Metazoa, Chordata, Mammalia, Didelphimorphia, Didelphidae.